AUGCCCCUCUACGACGUCGAGUACGUAACUCCGCUUACCUACGCCCAGCAAGAGCAGCUGGCCAACGCCUUUACCGCCGCACACGCCAAGCGUUUCAACACGCCGCGCUUCUUCGUCAACGUCCGCUACAUAGACAUUGUAUUCCGCGGCGGCGUCCGUCGCAAUUACAAUCGUGUGAUCCUGCGCACCGGGGCGGGCAGCAAUCGUACCAAUGAUGUAUACUUGGAGCACUGCAGACAGAUCGUGGAGGAGUGGAAGAGAGUGGUGGGCAGGGAGGGGGAGCAGGGGCUGCGGACGGUGUGGGCCCUGGAAGCUGUGACGGCAGCUCUGGAAGCGGGCAUUGGCAGGCCAAAAACAGACGAGGAAGACGAGUGGGUGCAGGCGAACAUGGUACAGUUCCAAGAACUGGCUGCAGCAGGUGACGAGGAUUACAUCGAGCUCUUAAGGGAACUGGACGGAAGGGAGGCGGACUGA
Messenger RNA from Colletotrichum navitas, 474 nucleotides. RefSeq lists its product as uncharacterized. Bases 1 to 474 code for a protein of 157 amino acids. The record is from RefSeq and is a predicted model, not a curated record. The transcript is spliced from 3 exons. NCBI's taxonomy places the organism in Eukaryota, Fungi, Ascomycota, Sordariomycetes, Glomerellales, Glomerellaceae.